AUGGGGUGGUGUUUAUUACCCCCUUAUUUGAGGCUCAAAAAAGGGGCAAACAUAGUUUUAACUUGGUGUGGCCUUAACGCAAACUAUAGAAUGUUAGUGUUUGUGUUACUUCGAAAUGCAAAGUUGGUGGCAUAA
Cetraspora pellucida is the source of this 135-nucleotide messenger RNA. The record is from the annotation of a GenBank genome assembly. Lineage: Eukaryota; Fungi; Glomeromycota; Glomeromycetes; Diversisporales; Gigasporaceae.